Messenger RNA from Solea senegalensis (Senegalese sole), 2002 nucleotides. RefSeq names its product JAZF zinc finger 1b (gene jazf1b). Lineage: Eukaryota; Metazoa; Chordata; Actinopteri; Pleuronectiformes; Soleidae. Gene Ontology annotation, cellular component: nucleus. The record is from RefSeq and is a predicted model, not a curated record. The coding region runs from base 97 to 828 and encodes 243 amino acids. The transcript has 5 exons.
GCCGCUCCAGCUGUUCGCACGCACCGCUGUCCGCCUCUGUUGCCGCUGCUGCCGCCGCCGCUGCCGCCUGCCCUCAUUUCCAAUGCAGCAGCGACCAUGACAGGCAUCGCCGCUGCUUCUUUCUUCUCCAAUGCUUGCAGAUUUGGCGGCUGCGGACUUCACUUCGACUCUCUGGCCGAGCUCAUCGUGCACAUCGAGGACAGUCACAUCGAUACAGACCCUCGCCUUCUGGAGAAGCAGGAGCAGCAGCAGCCGACAUAUGUUGCCCUUAGCUACAUCAACAGGUUCAUGACAGAUGCUGCGCGGCGAGAACACGAUGCCCUGAAGAAGAAGGUGCAGCCCAAGUUGUCUCUUUCUCUGACAGGCAGUCUGUCCCGCAGCAGUGUCUCCACGCCACCGCGCCACACCAGUGGAAACCUCACGCCUCCCGUCACCCCUCCCAUCACGCCUUCCUCCUCCUUCCGCAGCAGCACACCCACAGGUAGCGAGUGUGACGAAGAGGAGGUGGACUUUCAGGAGUCUGACAGUGAUGAAUCGUGGACCACAGAGAGCGCCAUCAGCUCUGAGUCCAUCCUCAGUUCCAUGUGCAUGAACGGAGGAGACGAGAAGCCUUUUGCGUGCCCCGUCCCAGGCUGUAAAAAGAGAUACAAGAAUGUGAACGGGAUCAAGUAUCAUGCCAAGAACGGCCACCGGACCCAGAUAAGGGUGCGCAAACCCUUCAAGUGCCGGUGUGGGAAGAGCUACAAAACGUCUCAGGGUCUCCGCCACCACACCAUUAACUUCCACCCGCCCAUCUCUGCUGACAUCAUCCGUAAGAUGCAGCAGUAGAGUCAGAGUGAGUGACCGACCAGCGCUGUCCUUCAGGCCACUUCCCCACCACCCAAACACCGUCAUCACCAGCAAUGGCUGUUCCUGAUUUCACAUCAUUCCUCUCAUCCCCCUUCUCUUUUAAUCUCACUUUGCUGACACUAUUUUUGAUAUAUUUUGCAUGGUAUAAAUGUAUUACUAUUCAUCUUUACUUUUUUUUUUUUAUAAAUAUAUAUGUUUAUUUAGUUCACAGUUUUGUAUUUUGCACAUUUACGUUUUCAUUUAUCCAUCUGAGCUUUUUUUUAUAUGUGGUGCUGAUUCAAGAUGAGGACGAUGGAGUUGCCACACUAAAGUCUCAAGUAUCCUUGCAUGUAUUACGAGGCAUCUUGCUUUAAAGGCAGUGUGAAGGUGGAAGAAACGUGUGUUUCAUACAGUAUGAGCCAAACAAACAUUGGAAUGUGUGUGUGUGUGUGAUAAAUGUUAAACUCUUGGUAUGUUUUAUUCUAGAUCAUAUUUGCUGUUGUUGGACUCAGUUUCUCUCCUGUCACAUAAGUAUUACAAACCUUUUUGUCAUUUCUGGUUUACUGCUAAAACUUGUGUGAGCACCAAAGGAUGAUCUCAGGUGACAUUUGGAAGCAUUUCAGCACCUCGGUCCUGCCCAAGUGUUCUCAUAGUAUUUUUGCCAUUUAAUGGGAACUCCGUCAUUGUUCCGAGUCACUUUCUUAAAAAAAGAAAUAAACAUAAGCAGUCGUCCUCACUUUUUUUACAGUGAGGGAUUGAAGCACUUUUUCUAACAAGUUGCCAACAAAUUAACAUUUACUGCCAGAUCUCUUCAGUUCUGGUGUUUGUACAGCAGCUACAGGCAAAAUGCCUCCAGAGCAUCAACAAUGAGCCUUUAGAUAACAUCUUCACUGCAUGGAUGUUAGUGUUGAGGAACUGUUGUGACAGUAUUGUACUGCCAAUAUGGAGGAGUUUCUUUGGUAUCGUGUAAAGUGAAUGUAUUGUCAUGUGUUAAGUGCAUUAAAUUAUAUUUUCAUAUGUUACAAACAAAAAAAACAACAACAAUCAUUAUGUGCAUAAAAAGGGAAACGUUGUUUGGGGAAACUAAUAGUGAUGUACUGUAUUUCCUCAGAAAGCUGCUUCAUGUAAACUUUUGUUACAUUUAGAAUAAAAGUUCUUCUAUUGUGUGCCUAAA